AUGGCUCAAUCCGCCGACGCUCACCUCCAGGGUGUUACCAUCCUCGGUAGCAUCCCCAACGAUGCCCGCAAGAUCCUCACCAAGGACGCCUGUGCCUUCCUCGCCAUCCUCCACCGCACCUUCAACCCUACCCGCAAGGCUCUCCUCCAGCGCCGUGUCGACCGCCAGGCUGCCCUCGAUAACGGCCAGCUUCUCGACUUCCUUCCCGAGACCAAACACAUUCGCGAGAAUGACGCCUGGAAGGGUGCCCCCCCCGGCCCCCGGUCUGGUCGACCGCCGCGUCGAGAUCACCGGUCCUACCGACCGCAAGAUGGUUGUCAAUGCCCUCAACUCCGAUGUUUGGACCUACAUGGCCGAUUUCGAGGACUCCUCCGCCCCUACCUGGGAGAACAUGAUCAACGGCCAGGUCAACCUGUCGACUUCAAGCAAGGUGGCAAGGACUAUAAGCUCCGCACCGACCGCACUCUCCCUACCCUCAUCGCCCGCGCUCGCGGUUGGCACCUGGAGGAGAAGCACUUCACCGUGGACGGCGAGGCCAUGUCCGGCUCUCUCUUCGACUUCGGUCUCUACUUCUUCCACAACGCCAAGGAGCUCGUCGCCCGCGGCGCUGGCCCAUACUUUUACCUCCCCAAGAUGGAGUCCCACCUCGAGGCCCGUCUCUGGAACGACGCCUUCAACCUGGCUCAGGACUACGUUGGCCUGCCCCGCGGUACCAUCCGUGGAACCGUCCUUAUCGAGACCAUCACCGCCGCUUUCGAGAUGGAUGAGAUCAUUUACGAACUUCGCGACCACUCCUCUGGCUUGAACUGCGGCCGCUGGGAUUACAUCUUCUCCUUCAUCAAGAAGUUCCGCAACCACCCCAACUUCGUCCUCCCCGACCGCUCCGAUGUCACAAUGACCGUUCCCUUCAUGGACGCCUAUGUAAAACUGCUCGUCAAGACCUGCCACCAUCGCGGUGUCCACGCUAUGGGUGGUAUGGCCGCUCAAAUCCCUAUCAAGAACGACCCGGCCGCCAACGACAAGGCCAUGGAGUCCGUUCGCGCCGAUAAGCUCCGUGAGGUUCGCGCCGGCCACGACGGAACCUGGGUUGCCCAUCCGGCUCUCGCAGCCAUUGCCUCGGAUGUCUUCAACAAGCACAUGCCCACUCCCAAUCAACUCUUCGUCCGUCGCGAGGAGAUCCACAUCACCGCGAAUGACCUUCUCAACACCAACGUCCCCGGUAAGAUCACCGAGGACGGCAUCCGCAAGAACCUGAACAUCGGCCUGAGCUACAUGGAGGGCUGGCUGCGUGGUGUCGGUUGUGUCCCCAUCAACUUCCUGAUGGAGGACGCUGCCACCGCUGAAGUCUCCCGCUCCCAGCUUUGGCAGUGGGUUCGUCACAACGUUUCUACUGCCGAGGGUAAGAAGGUUGACAAGGCUUACUCUCUCCGUCUGCUACAGGAGCAGGCUGAUGCCCUGGCCGCGAAGGGACCUAAGGGUAACAAGUACCAGCUUGCGGCGCGCUACUUCGCCGGCCAGGUUACUGGUGAGGAUUAUGCGGAUUUCCUGACCAGUCUCCUGUACAACGAGAUUUCCUCUGCUGGACAGGCUGCUAAGCUCUAA
This is a messenger RNA of Penicillium waksmanii, 1602 nucleotides long. RefSeq names its product malate synthase. The transcript is spliced from 2 exons. Gene Ontology annotation, molecular function: malate synthase activity. Gene Ontology annotation, cellular component: cytoplasm; peroxisomal matrix. NCBI's taxonomy places the organism in Eukaryota, Fungi, Ascomycota, Eurotiomycetes, Eurotiales, Aspergillaceae. The record is from RefSeq and is a predicted model, not a curated record. Gene Ontology annotation, biological process: glyoxylate cycle. Bases 1 to 1602 code for a protein of 533 amino acids.